Colletes gigas is the source of this 5620-nucleotide messenger RNA. It is a transcript of the gene mirr, whose product is annotated as iroquois-class homeodomain protein IRX-6. The transcript has 5 exons. The coding region runs from base 2443 to 4311 and encodes 622 amino acids. NCBI's taxonomy places the organism in Eukaryota, Metazoa, Arthropoda, Insecta, Hymenoptera, Colletidae. Gene Ontology annotation, biological process: neuron differentiation; regulation of transcription by RNA polymerase II; cell development. The record is from RefSeq and is a predicted model, not a curated record. Gene Ontology annotation, molecular function: RNA polymerase II cis-regulatory region sequence-specific DNA binding; DNA-binding transcription factor activity, RNA polymerase II-specific. Gene Ontology annotation, cellular component: nucleus.
GUCAGCGGCAAGUAAAGCAGCGCCGCCGAGGCUAAACUUCGGGAUCUAUCGAACUAAAAUUGUCGUGUAGUUUCUGCCUCCUCUUCUCGCCCCUCCUAGCGCGACCUACCUCUCCCUUGACCCCACCAGUGCCAACACGCGGGCAACGGCAGCAUCUCGGCCGGUUGCGCCCCUCCGGGUCGAGCACCCAUCCCCUCCACGAAACGAACGUCGAACGAAGAGGGAAGAAAGCGGCGACGGUGGGGCGUCACGAGGGACGAGGAGCGUACGGCUGAGCGAGAAGAAGAGAUCGGUACGCGUCGCGAAAGAGAGCGACGGCGAAACGGAAAGUGGAAAAGGAGCGAAAGAGACGGAAGAGUCCUGUCGACGGGGAGGGGGUAGGCAGGGAGCGCGUUAGCUGGCCCCACGGGCGACUCACCAUAUUUUAUUGUCGCGUUUGCCGACGCUAACCGCCGGCGUACGGCUCCGUGCUCGAUCUACGAAGAUGCCAAGCUGACUCGGGAGAAGAGAACUACACGGAACACGCUCGGCCUGCUGCACACAUAGCGGGAGCCGCGGUUACGAAUUCGCGCGGGUACCAAGGUGCCGGUAGUGGCAUCCUCAGCCACCGAGCAGAGGUGGCACCAGCACCCCCACCACAACGCGCGGCGUGCCAGCCUGGACCCUCCCACCCGUCUCGCCGAGGGCAAACCAUCUCGCAAAAAUCGUCCCCCUUUCCAUGGAAGGAAAAGAACUACGGCGACGACUCUGCCACCACCACCGUCGAGCCGACCGUUUCUCGUCACUACCACCACCACCGGCGGCACACUACCAUCGUUAUCGCCAGCGCCACCGUCACUGUACCGCUGCCUCCUCCUACACCGCGAUCAACCGUCAUCUCGCGGAACGAGGAUACCAGAACUUACGGACUCGGAUCGCGUUGUUCGGUCCUUGGAGGUACGCGGCACUCGCGGUACUCGCGACACUCGCGUACCCACGGCUCGUACGUUCCUCGCUCCCGUGUGCGGUGACCGACGAUUAAAAUUUUCGACCGUCGGCAAUAGUGCGCGUGUGGAUCGGUAAACCGUGUCGUCGGACAAACGGAGAGUAUCGCGCUCGAUCGGACUGCCCCCUCGUAGCGCGCGCAAAAGAAGUCUUCGGCAAGUUUGAAAGGGAGAGGGGAAGAGUCGUCGCAUGGACGCGCGCUCUCCUUCUCGUGCCCCCCUCUAAACACGAGUGAGAACAUACGCAUACAUGUGGACGUACACGCGCGCGGAUCGGCCAGAGGACGAAGACAGAAGCGCCGAGGCGUCGAACACGCGUGAACCGUGCCAGUUUGUGGUUGCUUGUUUAAAGAGUGCCCACGAUCCGCGGGGGCUCCGCGUGUCCGCGAGCCGAGAAGAUCGCGAUCGACGGAUCUCCGAUUCCUAAGGACCAGAGAAACAAAAGGGGUGGAAGGACUCCGGACGCCGAGGGAGAGAAAAAAAUAAAACGGACAAAAAGAAAAAAAGAAGGAAAGAAAAAGGAAGCGGUGCGCGCGACAAGUCCUCGCCUUUCCUUUUUCACGAGCCUCUCCGUCACCAUCGCUCGAGUUCUCGACCUACCGCUCGUUCCCUCUCUGUCUCGCGUCUCACGCCGGCCGUUCGUCCCUCUCGAGCUUCCUCUCGCUCGCUCCUCCCUCUAUCCCGUCUAGCUUUCUCGUUUCCACUCUCGCCGUAUCUGGCCCUCCUCGUCGCACCUCCGCCUUCCUAUCCGCCGAACGGAGGACUGGAUUCCGUCGAAAAGAAACGACGAUUCGGAGGAUAGUCGCGACCGAUCAUAGCUGGCGCGUCGAUCGGAUCAACGCCGCGGGUUAGGCCCCCGAGAAAAUCAUCCACCGGCUCCGCAUUACGCCACACGCAUUACCGUGGUGCCCGUGUAAUUAGUUCUGCACUAUAUCUGACCGUCGCCCGAUACCUGCGACGAGAUUCAGCCUCUGUGACGAUCCGUUUGUUCGCGUCGUUGACGUACGGUUGUCAUCGCUAGCGAAUCCUCCGGAGCGGACGGUGUCGUCCGGGGCAACCACGUUGCGGUCGGAGAUCGGAAAACUGGUCCCCCAGCCUUUGUGCCCGCGUCUGUGACAGUGCGAGUGUAUACGACCGGAGUCUGCGUUCAGGGUCGAGUACAGUCGGUCAGCAGACAGUGCGAUAAACGCGAGUGAGAAAAAAUAUUUCCUAUUUCGCGUCCAUUCUCGACCCGUUCGUUUGUGACUAAAAAGGGGUUCGUCGACGGCGAUCGCUUUUUUUUUUUAUUCCCCUGCGGUGCCGCCAGUGACAAAAAAAAAAGAAAAGGCGAAACGGAAAGGAAAAGUGCCCUGGUAUAUCUUACGAGUGACUCGGUGAGACUGUAACACGGAUGCCACGGUCUGAAACGAUGAUCGCGUAGCGGCGCCCGACCAUCACGGCCCUGAGUGGCCGACACAUCAUGUCACAGUUCUCUUUUCGAGGAUCGCCAAAUCUACAGUGCCCUGUGACAGUGAGCUCGUCGUUGGCGUCGUCCUCGGCCUCGCCGGUAUCCGGUGCGAUACUGAGUGCAAGCGGUUCGUCGCUGGUCAGCGUAGCAGGCACAACCACGAAUCAUCCCCUGGGCGUAGCUGCCGGUUUGUCGAACGCGAGGAUGGCGGUGACCAGCGCGGUGGUUCGGCCGCCAGGCAGCCCGACCACCUCGGUCAGCCCGUCCCAAGGACACCCGCCGCCGACGACCGGCGGCCCAACGCCGACCGGAAGGUGUUGCGACACCGGAAGACCGAUCUUCACGGACCCGUUGACGGGCCAGACCGUCUGCUCCUGCCAAUACGAGCUGCUCGGCGGUUAUCAACGGCUCGGAGCCCUACCGACGGCCGCGCUAUCCAUGUACAGCGCGCCGUAUGCGGCUGCGGCCGCGGCCGCCGCCUCCGAGGGCAUGGCCGCGUACUUCCCGAGCCUGGGGGCCGAACAAGCUCCAUUUUACACGCCUACGGCUGCUGGCCUCGAUCUGAAGGAAAAUCUUGGGGCUGGAGCUGCAGCAGCGUGGCCUUAUCCAUCCGUGUAUCAUCCUUACGACGCCGCUUUCGCCAGCUAUCCCUUCAAUGGUUAUGGCAUGGACCUCAACGGCGCGAGACGGAAGAACGCAACGCGAGAGACGACGAGUACAUUGAAAGCUUGGCUGAACGACCACAAGAAGAACCCGUAUCCGACCAAGGGCGAGAAGAUCAUGCUGGCCAUCAUCACGAAGAUGACUCUGACGCAGGUGUCGACGUGGUUCGCGAACGCGCGCAGACGUCUCAAGAAAGAGAACAAGAUGACGUGGGAGCCGAGAAACAGGGUCGAGGACGAGGAUAACAACAACGAAGACGACGACAGCGGAAGGAAGAGCGUGGAUGAGAAGGAUCGAUUAGAUUCCAAGGAUUCUGGUACCGGUUCGAGCGAGGACGGCGAGCGACCGGCCCACCGGAUGGAUCUGCUGCACGGUACCAGCGGCGGAUCCGGGGUGCAGGGCAGAACCGAGAGCGAGUGGAGCGAGUCGCGGGCGGACAGCGGCCCGGACAGUCCCGAGUGUCUGUACGACCAGAGAGAGCCGAGGCAUCCGCUGCAACUGCAGCAUCCCGCGUAUCUGGCGACGACCCACGGCCGAUUGUUGCGUCACCCGUCACCGGAGAGCACACCGCCGAGCAGCCAUCAUCUCCCGGCGAGCACCAGCACGCCGUCCACGGGCAGUGUGGUGACCACGAAGCCGAGGAUCUGGUCGCUGGCCGACAUGGCGAGCAAGGACGGGGACCAGCAGAGCCCGAACCCGACGACGAUGUCCGGUCUCUCGUCGCCGUACAGCGGAAGCAGCGGCGGCGGAGGCGGGGGCGGCGGUGGCGGGAAACUGGUGAGCCCUCUGGCGAGUCGUCUGCCUCCCCAUCACCCCCUCCACCCGGCGAUGCACUCGGGGGCGCAGUUCGUGCGACCGCAUCCGGACUUCUACCGGAACCUGUACGGCGCCUCUCACCUUGGAUCCGGUGACAUGUCCUUGUUGGAGACCUAUUCGAGGACCCUGGGCGGCCUCAGCGGCGUGAUGCCGCCGUCCACGGCCCCCAGCAUACUGACCUCCUCCGCCUCGGCCGUGUCCGCCACCGGCAACGUGAAACCGUUCACGAUCAACGGGGGCGGCGGCGGACCCGCUGGGCCAGCCGUCCUCCUGACGACCGCGUCCUCGGGCCUGUCCCCGUCCUCCUCGUCGACCGCCUCCUCGGGCGGGUCCGACCAGUCGCCCCAUCCGAGCGGCAACCUGCCACCGACGCAGGAGCUCAAGUCACCGGGGCGAGUGUGAUUCCCCCGUGAACCCGUGGACUGAUUUAACUGACUCGAUCGAACCGAGCUGACGGACCGCCGCGUGGAGCCAGUCGCGAGCGCGCGGCGCUGUUGUGUGGUGUGGAUGACAAUAAUAAGAGACUACGAUCUUGUAAUUAGUGUACAGUAACUGGACCGAAGAACCACGGAACGAGAUACACCCUCCCCCGCGGGUCACCCCCGUCCUCCUUUGUUCCUAGUCUCUCUUCAUCGUCUUUCGUCCUUCUCCUUUCCUGGCCCUCUGGGCUACUCCCCCCGAUCGCUCGUUCUCCUUCACGUCGGUUCUCUCCACUGUCCUCGACGAUAAACAAAUAAGGAAAAAAAGUAAGGAGAAAACGAAAAUCGUAGGCCCCCCGUUCCCCCCGUUUAUCUCCGUAGGCAGCAGAGCAGCAGCUAUCGCGGUUUAAAUGAAAAAAAAAAACACUAUCCUAGGCGUCGACUCGACAGUCAUAUUAUACAUAAAGUACUAUAUAUAUAAAUACACGGUAAAAAUAAUAAUUAUUUAUGCGUUUGUAAAUAGUAGAGAGGGCCCAGUAGAGAGCGUCCGGCCAGUGUAUGUAUUGUAUGUAGAGUAGGUACGAUAUUAUUAUUAUAAUAUUUGAGAUCAUAAUUCAUACUAACGACGGCGAUGACGACGAUGAUUAUUAUUAUUAUGAUUAUGAUUAUUAUUAUUAUUAUUAUUGUUAUUGCAAUGUUUAUAAUAUUAUCGAUUCGCGUCGACUCGGUCGAUCAUGACGAGGUAUGGAUCGUUGAUCGCUGCGACGGAUCACGGGCGACGGGACGGAGCGCACGAAUCCGCGCGGGAGCCUCGGUUUCUCCGUUCGUAAAAGUAUUAUUUAUUUAUUUGCUCGACGCUCGAGAUCGUCGGCGAGUCUCGAAGGCGCGAUCGACCGACACCUUCGACGAACGACGACGUCUCUUCUUCCUUUCGCGAUCCUCCUCUUCGCCUUUUGCCGCUGAAUUUCGUCGAACGCGCUCCGCUCCGCCCGUAAUCCGCCAGAACUUAGAAUUCGCGUUGCGCCCCGCUGCCGCGAACAAACCUUCCGGUCCUCUAUCCGGGACGCUAGGGACAUAAAACACACACACAGAGACGUACUAAACUCGGGUCCCUAGAAGGUUGGACGAGACGCACGCGACGCCUGCAGGGCGCAGCGACUGUCAACAUAUCAUGUCAUGUCGAGAGUGAACGAUCGCCAUCACCUUUUAGUCAUUCGUGUCCAAAAUUUCACGCGAGCUCGCCGAUGCCACAUUGGCAGAUGGCUUGCAGACUGUGUCCUUUCGCAAUAAAC